GUCUGGACACUGGGGUUCUGGAUACAGGACAGGUGCAGCUCUGCUGGUCUGCAAGUGGGCUCGGUGCUCCAGUGUCCCAGGUCAGGGUGCAGCCCCAGCGCUCAUGCAGCGUCCAGCAGGUCUCCACACCCAGGGCUGGGGCACAGGGGACUGGUGGAGCUGCCGUGCCAGCACAGGGGGGCAGAGGUCGUUGGCACAGUACCGCAGGGUGCCCCUCCCUGCUGCGGCCUUGAGAUCAGGGUGUGCCUGGGCCUGCAGAGCACAGAGCACGUCAGGCGAGUGGGUCCUGGCCUUCGAGAUCUUCAUCCCCCUGGUGCUCUUCUUCAUCCUCCUGGGGCUCCGGCAGAAGAAGCCCACCAUCCCCGUGAAGGAAGUCUCGUUCUACUCUGCCGCCCCUCUGACCUCGGCCGGGAUCAUUCCCAUCAUGCAGUCCCUGUGUCCGGACGGCCAGCGGGACGAGUUCGGCUUCUUGCAGUACAAGAACUCCACGGUCACCCAGCUCCUGGAGCGGAUCAGCGAGGUGGUGGAGCAGAACCACCUCUUCGACCCGGACCGGCCCGGACUGGAGGAGGAGCUGGAGUCCCUGCGCCACCACCUGGAGAGCCUGGGCUCCGCGCCCAGCGGCCUGGAGGGCGGCUUCAACACCAGCCGGGGUGUACAACCUGAUCUUCGGCUCCUACCCAGGAGGCCGGGCGGCCCGGACCGACAGGGCUUCGUGGGAAGGGUACAGUCCUGGAGAGGAGGUCCUGCACCUGGAGGUUUGAACGCUGCACUGUUGCCCGCAGAACUGCCCUGUUGCCCCUCUAAACCCAGGCUUUGCUCAUUGAGUUGCCCUUUUCCCUCAGAACCUUACCUUUACCUCAUCCUACUGGUCCCCGAGAGGCAACAGGCGCGGGUGCAGGCCUAUCGGAGCGCGGUGUGCGGCGGCGGGGCGGGGCAGCGCGAGCAGCGCUUCCAGGAGAUGGGCCGGGAGCUCCGAGAGCAGAUCGACACGCAGAGCGUCAUCGACAAGCUGAAGCUGGGGCAGGGGAACAGCUCCGGCGCGCAGUCGCACCUGGGCGCCCUCCUGCAGGACCUGGCGGACGUCGAGAGGCUCCUGAGGGACGUGGACCUGCUGUCGGCCCUGGCCAAGCUGCUCCCCAAGGGCGCCUGCGCCGGGCACCAGCCCCCCCCGCCGGCCAACGGAACGGCCUGGGGCGGCAACGGCACCGCGGCCUGGCCCAACGCCACCGAGGCCCCCAGCGAGGAGGGGGCCGCAGGCGUGGGCGGGGAGAGCCCCCCCUCCCAGUUCUCCGCCUUCGUGCAGCUGUGGGCCGGACUGCAGCCCAUCCUGUGCGGGAACAACAGGAUCAUCGAACCCGAGGCGUUGAAGCAGGGCAAUAUGAGCUCACUGGGCUUCACCAGCAAGGAGCAGAGGAACCUGGGGUUGCUGGUGCACCUCAUGACUACAAAUCCCAAGAUCCUUUACUCCCCCGUGGGGUCAGAGGUUGACAAGGUCAUCCAGAAGGCCAACGAGACAUUUGCGUUCGUGGGGAAUGUGACUCACUACGCCCGCGUCUGGCUCAACAUCUCCGCAGAGCUGCGCACCUUCCUGGAGGAGGGGAAACUGCAGAACCGCAUCGCCUGGCUGCAGCAGGUCAGACUGGGCCGGGCUGGACCGGGUUCGAACUAGAUGGGGCAGAACUGAUUGGAGUUGAGGUGGGCCAGACUGGCAGAAAAGGUUCACAGAAUGACGCUGACAGUAAAAACAUAUUGCAUGAUGUUUUACGGCUAUUGUAUCUGUCUGUGCCAGGUGAGUGUGGAUAUCUUCAAGGGCUUCCCCGACGAGGAGAGCAUCGUUAACUACACUCUGAACCAGGCCUACCAGGACAACGUGACCGUCUUCGCCAGCGUGAUAUUCCAGACCAACAGGGACGGGUCCCUGCCUCCCCACGUCCUCUACAAGAUCCGGCAGAAUUCCAGCUUCACGGAGAAAACCAACGAGAUCCGCCGGGCGUACUGGAGGCCAGGGCCCAACACCGGGGGGCGCUACUACUUCCUCUACGGCUUUGUCUGGAUCCAGGACAUGAUGGAGCGCGCCAUCAUCAACACCUUCGUGGGGCACGAUGUCGUGGAGCCGGGGAACUACGUCCAGAUGUUCCCCUACCCUUGCUACACCAGAGACGAUUUCCUGUUCGUUAUCGAGCACAUGAUGCCCCUGUGCAUGGUCAUCUCCUGGGUCUACUCCGUCGCCAUGAUGAUCCAGCACAUCGUGGCCGAGAAGGAGCACCGACUCAAAGAGUCCCUCAUGUCCACCACGGCGUUCGGCUUGGGCUCGAAGUACUUCGCCCUCUACGAGGUGGCGGGAGUGGGCAUCCAGUGGCGCACUUUGAACCAGUCCCCAGUAGAGGGCGACGACUUCAACCUGCUGCUGUCCAUGGUGAUGCUGAUCAUCGACGCCGCUGUCUACGGCGUGCUCACCUGGUACAUCGAGGCCGUGCAUCCUGGGAUGUACGGUUUGCCCCGCCCCUGGUACUUCCCCCUGCAGAAAUCCUAUUGGCUGGGCAGUGGGCGUGUGGAGGCGUGGGAGUGGCCUUGGGGGGGCGGGGCCAGGCUCAGCGUCAUGGAGGAGGACCAGGCCUGUGCCAUGGAGCAUCGCCGAUCUGAGGAGACCCGGGGCAUCGAGGAGGAGCCCAGCCACCUGCCGCUGGUGGUCUGCAUCGACAAGCUGACCAAGGUCUACAAGACGGGCAGCAAGCUGGCCCUGAACAAGCUCAGCCUGAACCUGCACGAGAACCAGGUCGUCUCCUUCCUGGGGCACAACGGGGCCGGCAAGACCACCACCAUUCUGUGUGCUGUCCUGUUGGGUCUGUCUUGUGUGAAAUGGGGGAGGGAGAGUAAUAAGCCUCUGGUCCUCACUCUCUGUCCCUCCCUUUGUCUUCCUGUCUCUGCUCCACACUCCCUCCCUGUCUCUCCAGGCCCGGGCAAUCCGCAGCCCACCUCCUCGCUGUCCCCGUGCUCGGAGCCGCGCGUCACGCAGUUCAUCCGGCAGUUCGUGCCGCAGUGCCUGCUGGUGUCGGACUCCAACACGGAGCUGUCCUACGUGCUGCCCUCGGAGGCGGUGAAGAAGGGCUGCUUCGAGAGGCUGUUCCAGGCUCUGGAGCAGAGUCUGGACAACCUGGCCCUCACCAGCUUCGGGCUGAUGGACACCACUCUGGAGGAGGUGUUUCUGAAGGUCUCAGACGAGGACCAGUCCCUGGAGAACAGCGAUGCCGACAUGAAGGAUUCCCCCAAAGGCUGUGUGCUGGGCAAGGCAGGCAGGGGAUGUGGAGGGAUGCCGCAGUGCGAGGGCGUGCCAGCAGGGGGCACUGUGAGGCCAGAGGUGGAGCUCAGUAACCUGGUGGUGUGCUCGCAGCUCAGCCAGAGCCAGGGCUCGCUCCGGUCGGCCUCUUCCCUGGGUUCGGUGCGCGGAGACGAGGGAGGGCUCUAUGCUGACUUCUAUGGCGACUACUGCCCACUCUUCAACAACACCGAAGACACUGACACUGCCAGCCUGCAGGCUGACCCGGCCCCCGAGCCACAGCUCCCCCUGCUGGAGGGGCAGGGCAGCUUCAAGCUGGAGGGCUGGUGGCUGCAGCUGCGCCAGUUCCACGGCCUGAUCGUCAAGCGCUUCCACUGCGCCAAGAGGAACACCAAGGGCCUGUUCUCCCAGAUCCUGCUGCCCGCGUUCUUCCAAGGACGCACCAUCCUCCUCUCCACCCACCACAUGGAUGAGGCGGAUCUCCUGGGCGACCGCAUCGCCAUCAUCUCCCACGGGAAGCUGAAGUGCUGCGGUUCUCCGCUCUUCCUCAAGAGCACCUACGGAGAGGGCUACAAGCUGACCCUGGUCAAGAAGCAGAGCGAUUCGCAGCUGAACAAGCUGUCCCCCGACGCCGGCCCCCAGCAGAUCGUGAACACGCUGCGCCUGCCGUCGGGCGUGGGCGCCACCUGCGUGCUGAAGACGCCCUUCAACAGCACCCUGGACCAGCUGGCCCAGACGCUCAACCCCAGCGCCAACGACUCCAAGACGCUGGCCGCCCGCUACUUCGACCCCAUGUGCCUGGACUCCUUCACGCAGGGCGUGCCACUGUCCAACUUCGUGCCCCCGCCCCCCUCGCCGGCGCCCUCCGACGACCCCGACGCCGGCUUCGAGGAGGGGCUCUGGAACUACACUGCCGCGCCCCCCACGACGGUCCGCGAGGCGGUGACCUCCCCCCCCUCCCUUCCGCACGUCAUCCACGAGCCCAUCAGGUGCACCUGCUCCAUGCAGGGCACCGGCUUCUCCUGCCCCAGCGGCGUGGGCGGGCGGCCCCCCCUCAUGAAGGUCGUGACCGGCGACAUCCUGGUGGACAUCACGGGCCGCAACGUCUCCGAGUACCUGCUGUACACCUCCGACCGCCUGCGGCUGCACAGGUACGGCGGUCUUACCUUCGGGAACAUCCAGAAAUCCAUCCCGGCAUCCUUCGGAAUCAAGACCCCCCCCAUGGUGCGCAAGAUCGCAGUCCGGAGAUCAGCGCAGGUGCUCUAUAACAACAAGGGCUACCACAGCAUGCCCACCUACCUGAAUGCUUUGAACAACGCCAUCCUGAGGGCCAACCUGCCCAAGAGCCAGGGCAACCCUGCUGCCUAUGGUAUCACCGUGACCAACCACCCCAUGAAUCGCACCAGCGCCAGUCUGUCUCUGGACUACCUGCUGCAGGGCACAGACGUGGUGAUCGCCAUCUUCAUCAUCGUGGCCAUGUCCUUCGUGCCGGCCAGCUUCGUGGUCUUCCUGGUGGCAGAGAGGUCCACCAAGGCCAAGCACCUGCAGUUCGUCAGCGGCUGCGACCCCGUCAUCUACUGGCUGGCCAACUACAUCUGGGACAUGCUGAAUUACCUGGUCCCGGCCACCUGCUGCGUGCUCAUCCUGUUCGUGUUCGACCUGCCAGCCUACACCUCCCCCACCAACUUCCCAGCAGUCCUCUCUCUCUUCCUGCUGUAUGGCUGGUCCAUCACUCCCAUCAUGUACCCGGCCUCGUUCUGGUUCGAAGUGCCCAGCACCGCCUACGUGUUCCUCAUCGUCAUCAACCUCUUCAUCGGCAUCACGGCCACUGUGGCCACCUUCCUGCUGCAGCUGUUCGAGCACGACAAGGUACAGGGUAUUAACCCCCUGUGCUGUGCUGUUGUUCACAGUAUGGAGGAGUGUGAGGCCCUGUGUACCAGGCUGGGCAUCAUGGUGAACGGUCGCUUCAAGUGUCUGGGCAGCAUUCAGCACCUCAAGAACAGGUUUGGGGAUGGCUACAUGAUCACUGUGCGCACCAAGACCAGCAGCAGCGUGAGGGAGGUGGUCCGGUUCUUCAACAGGAACUUCCCAGAUGUCAUCCUUAAGGAGUGCCACCACACCAAGGUCCAGUACCAGCUCAAGUCGGACCGGAUCUCCCUGGCCCAGGUGUUCAGUAAGAUGGAGCAGGUGGUGGAGAUUCUGGGCAUCGAAGAUUACUCUGUCAGCCAGACCACCCUGGACAACGUGUUUGUGAACUUCGCCAAGAAGCAGAGUGACAACCUGGAGCAGCAGGAGAGCUCGCCCCCUGGUGGCUCCCAGUCGCCACUGCAGCGCGUCCUCAGCCUGCUGCGCCCGCGGGCCACGCACACCGAGCUCAGCGCGCUGGUCACCGAGGAGACGGAGGAGCUGGAGAGCGACGACGAGGGGCUGAUCAGCUUCGAGGAGGAGAGGCCCCCUGCCCUCUCGAAAUCCCGGCUCCGGAACGCCGACGUCCUUCCGUAUGGUUGGAGGAAGACCAGGGAGGGGGGGGGAGAGGGGAGCUGGGCGGCGCUCAGCGCUGGGCCCCGGGCGGUGGUUUCGAACCCCCGCGCACGUCUGGUCCUGAAGGGUUCGGAGUCCCUGUGUGAGAACGUGCAGCAGGCUGUGAGCUGUCAAUCCAGCCUCUUUGGGAGAAUGCCAGGAAUCAAGAUAGCAGCCCGCGCGGGAGAUGGGGAUCAGCAGCUCGCAGAGCCGAACAGGUCGGACAGGUGGAGCGAGCUGGGCGUGAGCGGCCAGGUGUGGCGAGCAGGGGAGAGACGCACAGAGAUUCUCUCCCGUCCUGCUGCGAGAUAG
Molecule: messenger RNA, 6112 nt
Organism: Lepisosteus oculatus (spotted gar)
Lineage: Eukaryota; Metazoa; Chordata; Actinopteri; Semionotiformes; Lepisosteidae
Source: RefSeq, a predicted model, not a curated record